AUGGAAACUCUGGACGACAACACCAUGGGUUCCGUCCUGGAACAGACAACCCUUGAGAAAGUGCGCUUGGGUUGUGUUCCCGAGCAUUUUUCGUCGCCCGUUUACCAGGCAGUGGCCAAUGAGCUGUUUGGACAACAUGGCUUGGACGUGGAGAUUAUCAGCUGUCCUGGAGGGACUGGCGAGAUGGUCAAUAUGCUCAAUACAGGCCAGCUGGACGUGGCCAUUGCCCUUACGGAAGGGUUGGUGGCCAGUCUCGUCAAUACGGAUGCACAGUUUCGUCUUAUUGGAACCUACGUAAGUACGCCCCUGACAUGGUCCAUCGCGACGUCUCCGAAUGGUUCACACGCAUCCACUCCACGCGAGUCGCCGGGUCCGGAAGCCUGGAAGGGGCUUCAGAAUUGCAAGAUUGGCAUCUCGCGUUUCGGAAGUGGCAGUCACAUUAUUCCGUAUGUGAUGGCGGAUGAGCUGGGAUGGUUGGAAGAGGAGAAGGAGCCUUUUUCGUUUGUGCCGUUAAAGAAUAUUCAUGGGUUGGUGGAGGGUGUUAGGGAUGGGACUGUUGAUGCGUUUUUGUGGGAGAGGAUCAUGACAAAGCCCUUUUACGACUCUGGAACCCUCCACCAUCUUUCCAACAUCACACCUCCCUGGCCUGCUUUCCUCCUUGCCGCCACCCCCAAGGCCUUGGCCGCCACCCAGGCCCUUCGAGGCAUGUUGGACGCUAUCACCACCCAAUCCCAAGCCUUUUUCCAGGGCCGCGAAACGGGUUCAUCCAUCAAGUACGUUGCGGAUCGGUUUAAACUCCCGGAGGAGGACGUCAAGACGUGGUUCGCUUCGGUAGAGUACCCCCGCAAUUCACGCGAAUUGAGCCGGAAAGUCAUCCUGGACUGUGUACGAGUAUUGAAAAAGGCUGGAGUCAUUGCGGAUAGAAAGCGUGAUGUGAAACUGGAGGACCUCGUGGAUGAAAGGGUGGCUAUUUUGCGGGACUAG
Molecule: messenger RNA, 984 nt
Organism: Spizellomyces punctatus DAOM BR117
Lineage: Eukaryota; Fungi; Chytridiomycota; Chytridiomycetes; Spizellomycetales; Spizellomycetaceae
Exons: 3
Coding region: 1-984 (327 amino acids)
Source: RefSeq, a predicted model, not a curated record